Engraulis encrasicolus (European anchovy) is the source of this 2306-nucleotide messenger RNA. Its product is annotated as transmembrane protein 182-like. The record is from RefSeq and is a predicted model, not a curated record. The coding region runs from base 140 to 1207 and encodes 355 amino acids. Gene Ontology annotation, cellular component: membrane. The transcript has 5 exons. Lineage: Eukaryota; Metazoa; Chordata; Actinopteri; Clupeiformes; Engraulidae.
UAGUGUGGACACCAAAUCUCCUUCUGAACUACCACACAGAGACCCAGGCCCUACCACACACAGACCCCUACCCACACACAACAUACCCGGACACCCUCUGAAGCACCAGAGCGUGUGGAACUGAGUGAGCGCUAGCAGCAUGAAGACGGGGGUGGCUGCCCUGGUCGGGGGCAUCGUGGGGGGCCUGGGCCUGCUCUGCUUCCUGGUGGCGUUUGGCACCGACUACUGGCUCCUGGCGAGUGACGACUGUUACAUUGACGACGGAUUUGGCCCGGUGACGACGCUGGCUCCUGGUCAUGUUGACCUGGUGACAACACCAAUAGUCCAGGUGACAACGGCAAUGGACCUGGGGACAACAGCAAUAGACCAGGGAACAACUGCCGUGGACGAGGGGACAACUGCCGUGGAUCAGGGGACAACUGCGUUGAACCAGGGGACAAUGCUAAUAGUCCAGGGGACAACUGCCGUGGACCAGGGGACAAUAGCGGUGGCCCUGGUGGCAACAGCAGAACCACAAACUAACGCGGCGGACACCUCAGACGCUGCCGCUGCCCAAACUAGCGCCUUGGAGGCCUCGGCCAACCCGACCCUGCCCAGCUUCCCAGCAGCAGAGCGGCAGGUGGAUCUGGUGACUCCGCACAUGGUGACUGAGGCUCCGCGUGUGAACCUGCAUCACGAGGGCUUCUUCUGGCGCUGUUUCUUCCAAGGAGAUGCCUCCACACAUGUCAUCCUGGCAGUGCUCUUCACUAAUCAGCCUGCCUCUAAGGACUGUAUCCAUGGAUACCUCUUCCCGCUGCCGGUUGCCAUCGGGCCAGUUCCUCAUCCUGACUUCGACAGUGCUGCAGUGUUCCGUGGCUUCUGGACGGUCUUCAUCAUCGUAGCGUUGGUUGCGGGGCUGGUGGGCGGCUUUCUGCUGGUGUGCGCCGUUCCCUUUACCAGCCCCAAGCUCUACAGGCUGGGAGGCAUCUUCCUCAUUAUUGCAGCAAGUCUCUUCCUGCUCCUGGUGGUGUUGUUUGUGCUGUGGAUGGAGCUGGCGGACAUGCGUGGCUACGUGCUCCAGGACAGGGGCCGCCUGUGUCCCGACCUCCAGCCCGAGGCGCACUACGGCUGGUCCUUCAUGCUGGCGGCGGCAGGCAUCCCCCUGGUCCUCCUCUCCGGCCUGCUCUUCUACUUCAUCAGCAGGCAUUUACAGAAAGACACUGAGUGACACUCUGGCUCACUACAACAGCACACUUAACACAGUAUAUAAUCGUGAUUGCAGUUUGAAGGUGUGGUGAUUUUUGUACACAUUUCUCAAUUGUGAAGAGAAAGUAAAUUGAACUCUGAGGGCUGCAUUCUUUCAAGGCCGCAUUGCUGAUGAUGUUUUUCUGCAUUCAAAUUCCUUCUGGACUCCAGGAGGAUUUCAACAUUGUUUGGCAGCAAAAUGGCCUGAACUGAAAAGAAGGCCUAUGAGAGGGGCGGCUUGGGCUGAGGAUUGGGGCGGUGGGGGGUGUGUGUUUGUGAGGUAAAUAUCCUUGCAGGGGAUGCUUACAGUGAUGUGUGACAGCGGGUAACACACAUGAGGGUAGUUGUACAGGGGUGGGUGAGUGUGUGUGUGUGUGGGGCUGGGGGGGUGUAUGGGACACAAAGACACAAUGUUGCUGUGUCUCUGCGACUUUCAGCUACUGAGCCCAUUGAAACGCAUACAAUAGCCAUUCUAUGGAUACUACGGGCUCCGUCAGGCCAGCAGGGAAAUGACUGUGAGCAGGACUAUGCUGUUCAAAGCCAAAGCACGGUGCGGAGGCUCCUCUUGGGCUCUUGAAAUCUUUGAAUGUUUAACAAAAGCUUUUGGUGAAGGUUACUCAGUGCCUACAAUGUGUCUUUGAAUAUGAGGACAAAACAAAGUUAAUGUUGAUAUAACUGAUGGAGACAUUUAAUAUAUAUAUAUAUAUUUCUGUCUAAUUAAUUAUAGAAAGUUAGAUUUAUAGUGUAGGUCCUAGGUUUGUUUUUAUUGGCAUGAAUGCAUUUUUGGAAUAAAGAAGUAAAAUAAUAAAUACAUUCAAAAUGAAGGAAAUUUACCAACUCACAAUUUAUUCACCAAGUAUACAGAAUUUUCUAAGAUUGUGUUGUUUGUUUUAGAAACAGACAGGUAUCCAAUGGAUUUUGUGAUCAUAAUAAAUGCCAAUAUUCUUUACGCAGAUUAGUGUCACCUUAUGUCUGUAAGGUACAGUAGUUAGUGUGACAUAAUAAGUCUGUUGCUUUCCCCAUUUGGUGUAUGAUGAUGUAACAUUGUAUGACUCUCACAGCAAGAUCUUCUAAGAAUAAAA